This is a messenger RNA of Cydia amplana, 676 nucleotides long. RefSeq lists its product as uncharacterized. NCBI's taxonomy places the organism in Eukaryota, Metazoa, Arthropoda, Insecta, Lepidoptera, Tortricidae. The transcript has 4 exons. The record is from RefSeq and is a predicted model, not a curated record. The coding region runs from base 80 to 676 and encodes 198 amino acids.
ACUUAGCCUCUUCUGUUUUCCCGGGACUCUGGGUUUAGCGGUAAACCCAUUGUCAAAUCUUACUAAUUCGACUAAUGACAUGUAUGUAAUUCAUGCUACGGUAUACCAAGUUGGAAUUAUUACAAAUAAAUCGGAUGACGAAAUUGCUAACAUGACAGGCAACCAAGAAUCUUUGUCAUUUUACCAUAGCAACGGCACUGCUGUGGACUUGAGCGGCAUUCCAGCUCCUCUGUUGACAAAUGUGACAGCUCAGAGCGCUGUGGCCGUGGCGCCCGUCCAACCUAUUGCAUCCUCAGACACUAGCCCUCCCUUCACUGUUCUCGAUCAGAUCACAAAGGACAAAAAAACCCCACUAGUUAAAAGAUCAGUAUACUAUCGCCAACCUCUUGACCAGGAAAUCAUGGAGGCUGACGAACACGGAGAUAAGAAACGUAGUAUUUACUUUAACCUCUUCAGAAGAUCGGUGGAUAACUCCAGCAUCAGAGGUCCGGCUAUUAAAGUGGUGGAAGAGACAUCCCUGAUCCCGCCGGAAGUCGGCUUGAAGUCAAUAGGGCUGCCGGACUUAGUUGGACUCAACACCAGCGUUGCAUCCGUCCCUCUUCCGAUACCUAACACUUCUGUUGUGCGUUACGCCAAAAUCAGCACCCUUGUGAAAGCACCUGAAAUAUUUCGCUAA